Molecule: messenger RNA, 2565 nt
Organism: Penicillium lagena
Lineage: Eukaryota; Fungi; Ascomycota; Eurotiomycetes; Eurotiales; Aspergillaceae
Product: putative transcription regulator BDF1
Exons: 3
Coding region: 1-2565 (854 amino acids)
Biological process (GO): regulation of DNA-templated transcription; chromatin remodeling
Cellular component (GO): chromatin; nucleus
Source: RefSeq, a predicted model, not a curated record
AUGGCGACCCCGCCUCCCGAGGCUCCUCCCCUUGUCAAGGAGGACAAGCCUCAGCUGCCUCCCUCGCCGACCGGAGUCGCUGCGCCCGACCUGGCGCCCAUGAGCGUGCAAAAUAUGGUUUCAGACCUCAAACAAGAUGUUCCCCCGACCCUGCCUGAGAUCACUCCUACGGCGGUGAAUGGCCAUACGCCUGGCGAGACUGCCAUCGCCAAUGGUACCAAUACUGCUGCCUCUCCCCCCAAAUCUCCUGCUCCGCCGGCACCCGUCGAUAGUGAACCCCCUUCUUCGUCGGUGCCAGCAGAGACGCCCUCUGCCGCUCAGCCUUCCAUCGAGCCUUCCCUCGAGCCUUCUGUCGAACCUUCUAUCGAGCCCCCCACGGCUACAGAGUUGAAGAAAGAAAGCCCAGAGGACCGGGCUACGCCCAGUCAGGGCCCGACUCAGGAAUCUGCAACACCCGCUGCGGAGACACCGGCGAACAAUGUUGUUGUUUUUCCUCCGUCAAGGCAGGGACCCGCGAAUACCGGCAGUGAGCCACCUGCUCAGACCGAUGGCGCUGCUGAUACUCCGGACAAGAUGGACAUUGAAACCCCACAGGACAUGUCUGCCUCCGUGAAAACCGAACUGCCCCACCACCUCUUCGCCGAGAACAAAUCCGCCGGCCCGCAUGACCCUGCGGCAGCGUCUUCUACACCCCCGGUCCUGCCUUCGCUUCAAACCGAUCAGGAGAUGAAAGAUGCACCCCCUGUGCCCAUGUCUCCGACCAAGAUCGCCAGAGAACGCGAAGUCGAUGGUGGUGAAGAACCCGCUGCAAAGCGCACCAAAGUUGAAGGCGAGGACUCGGCUACUACCGAAACCAAGGCUCCGAAGUUGCCGACUCCGGGGACCGAAACCCCCGGGCCGGCUCCUCCGGCCAGUGGCGAAUCAGGAGUCACCAAGCUGCAGCAGAAGUUCAUUUCAAAGUGUCUGACCAGCCUGAAGCGUAUGCAUGAUGCGCGCUUCUACAAGGUGCCUGUGGACCCCGUCGCGCUGAACAUCCCGAAUUAUCCCAAUGUGAUCAAGCAACCCAUGGACUUGGGAACGGUUGAGAAGAAGCUCAAGGCCAACGAGUAUUCGUCUCCGCAAGGGGUUAUUGACGAUGUCGCUUUGAUGGUUCAGAAUGCCCAGACUUUCAACGGUCCGGACCACCUCGUUACCCAGGAAGGUCACAAGUUGAGGGCGACAUUUGAAAAGCAAAUGGCCAAUCUUCCCAAGCCUGACGAGGUGGAGGAAAAGAAGCCCAAGAAGGUGGCGGAGAAGACCUCUGCUGCGCGUCGGGAGCCGCGGACCUCUACCGGUGGCCCGGUUGCUCCGCCCAAGGCAACCUCACCCCAGGGGGGAACGACCUUUGCGCUGGGCCCAGAAGGAUUGCCCACCAUUCGGCGAGACUCUUCCAACCCCGACGGACGUCCGAAGCGGUCGAUCCACCCCCCCAAGCGCGAUCUUCCCUAUUCCACCAAACCGAAGAAGAAGAAGUUCCAGUGGGAGUUGAAGUUCUGCCAGGAGGUCCUUGAUGAACUGCACAAGGGGAAGUACUACGAAAUUGCCGCGCCUUUCUAUCUGCCCGUGGACCCUGUUGCGUUGAACAUCCCCAACUAUCACAGCGUGAUCAAGAAGCCGAUGGAUCUGUCUACCGUGCAGAACAAACUAAGGUCUGGCCAGUACGAGAACGCCAAGGAAUUUGAGAUCGAUAUUCGCCAGAUGCUGAAGAACUGCUUCCGGUUCAACAUGGCCGGUGAUAUUAUCUAUGCGGCCGGCCAGCGAUUGGAAGAAGUUUUCAACUGGAAAUGGAGCCAUAAGGCUAGCUACCUGGAGUCCCACGAGCCGCAUCACUACCAACAUUCCGACUCGUCCGAUGAGGACAGUGAUGAGGAAGAAGACGAGAGCGAUGAGGAUGACGAGCGCCUUACGCUGCUCCAGCAGCAGAUUGCGGAGAUGUCUCGCCAGGUCGAAGCGAUCACCCAGAAGAAGAAGAAGACUCCUCCUUCGUCUAAGAAGGCUGGCAAGAAAUCGGGCAAGAAGGAUUCCAAGAAGAGCAGCGCUCCUAGCGGCAAGAAGGACAAGAAGAUCAAGAGCUCCAAGUCUGACAAGCCUCGCUGGGUAAGCUACCACGAGAAGCAGAUUAUCUCCAACGGUAUCAGUAGUCUGCCGGACAAGAAGAUGCAGGAGGCCCUCAAGAUCAUCCAGAACAAUGUUCCUGCUCUGAAGGGUACCCAAGAAGCGGAGAUUGAACUGGAUAUCGAUGAACUUCCCAAUGAUGUGCUGUUGAUGCUUCUCAAGUUUGUGAAGAAGAACGUGCCUCACAUCAUGGAUGACGAGGAUUCUGCGCCCGCCAGCAACCUCGCCGCCCCGAAGCCGAAAAAGAACAAGCCGAUGAGCAAGUACGAGCAGGAGGCUCAGAUUAACAUGCUCGAAAGCAACCUGUCUCGCUUCCAGGGUGGCGGUUCUCCCAACCCCAUGCCAUCUGUCGAAGCCAUGGAGAGCAGUGAUGACGAAGACGAAGAUUCCGAGGAGAGCGAGGAGGAGUAG